Effrenium voratum is the source of this 1642-nucleotide messenger RNA. Lineage: Eukaryota; Dinophyceae; Suessiales; Symbiodiniaceae. The record is from the annotation of a GenBank genome assembly.
AUAUCCUCACUCCUGCCACCACUGGGCUGCCAUGGACAUGUCCGGUUUGUUGAUGACCAGUGGGGCAGCGGUGCUGGUGACCCAUUGCGCUGUCUUCAGUUCCGAAGUGAGUGACAUUCUGCAACGUGUGGGCCAUGCAGUGUGGUACGGGUUCAGUCCUUCGAAUGAACAGAUGGAAGCUGCUGUUUGGGAUGCUCGCAUCAAGCAGUAUCGCUCAUCCUCGAGAGCCUGCAUGCACAUUGCGGCCAUUUGCACUUGUGGUCAGAUGAUACACCUCCAGUGGAACCACAACGCGCACUCGACCUGGCCGUUUCUGAUUUCAAUGUCUGCGUGGCUGAUGCAUUUGCUGAUCAGUUCCAACAUCCUGCCGUUAGGCCGUGCCAGGUGUAGGCUGUUCGUUGUUGUAAUGUAUUUGAUGGUGGGCAUUUGGAUCGCCGGCUAUCCGUCAGACUGCCAAAAUGCAUUAAUCCUCACCAGCGUGAGCCUCUGUGUUCGCUUUGCAGUCGCCACUUUUUUCGUGGACUUCCAGGUUGGUGUUCCCGCUCAAUCCUUAUUAAGCCUACUGGAGACAUGGAAUGCCUGGAAGCUCGAUCCAAGCUCGAUACACAUCAUCUUCAUCAAUCAGCUGACCGUUUCGGCCUUCAUUUUGGUCUUGGCCGGGCUGAUGGAAUUCAACAACCGGAGCCGGAUCGCGCUGCUGACGAACUCCGAGUCCAUGGUCCACAGCUUUCGGAGGGUGCUACGUGGGGUGUGUGAUGGUGAAGUCCUGCUGGAUAGCAAGUUGCGAAUUUCCGGCGAAGCAGGCUGCCUGCAGACUUUGCUGAUGGUCUCAGACUCUGACUUCUGCAACAAGAACUUCGAGGAGUUGCUGAUGGAGGAUGAGCGCGAGCGUUUUCGGAGCUUCAUGUCCGAAGGCAAGGGGGCCACUGCAUCAUCUGGCAUCACUGCGCCUCCAUGCUUGCGAGUGUCGUUGAAGCUCGGAUGCAACCUCGGCAAAACUCAACCUCCAAUGGUCAUGGCAAUGGAAACGCGCGAUCUGCCUCAGAUCGAACUCGUGCCCACGCGUGGGGGUGGACCUCUUCCACGUGCCGCUGAUGUUGGGUGAGGAAACCUAUCAUCUCAUCGUGCUCAGAGAGGACAGCGACUCGAGAUCCCAACUGGAAGUCCUUGCUGAUGAACAUGGAGGUGUGCAGAGUCCCAAACGUGAGAGCGUUGCAAGGAAUACCGCGAGGAUUGGGCAGAGGUUGGGACAAAAUCCACGACCACUGGCCAUGUUUCAUGGUCAACCAGCCAAUUUGGCGGGCGAAUGAUUAACUUUGAGCCAUACCCAUCUUCGGAUAAACUCUUCAUGGAUCAUGGGCGUCUGUUGUAUGCUUUGUUUCUCCCCCAUCAAUGUUCCUUGAAAACUCGACGGUUCUCCUCUGGUCAGGCUAUUAUUUUUUUUCCGGCGCAGGAGUUUAUCUGGUUCCGAUGCUUCAGUCUCACAGGUGUCUUCAAGCUCCCUUCUCCAAAUCUGCCGGGAGCUGGAGGAGAUGACCUUGCUGGCGCGACACCCAACACAAAACGCCAUGAAGCUGACACACGGGUGUCAAAACCCGCAAGGGUAACGCGAUUUAGCAGGAACACAUGAGAUAGAUAGUAC